Molecule: messenger RNA, 3401 nt
Organism: Pygocentrus nattereri (red-bellied piranha)
Lineage: Eukaryota; Metazoa; Chordata; Actinopteri; Characiformes; Serrasalmidae
Gene: arf3a
Product: ADP-ribosylation factor 3a
Exons: 5
Coding region: 179-724 (181 amino acids)
Biological process (GO): intracellular protein transport; vesicle-mediated transport
Cellular component (GO): plasma membrane; cytoplasm
Molecular function (GO): GTP binding; GTPase activity
Source: RefSeq, a predicted model, not a curated record
ACCAAAAACGGACAUUAGCCAAAUAUACUGUAUAAUCAUGACAUAGUUUGCCUCAUACGGUGCAAUAAUAGGUAGCUGACGGAGGAGCCAGAAGGUUUUUACACAUUGCCUGUAAGCUAGUCAGGCCACCCCGGCUGACAGAGCACGUCCGUAGGAGAGGAAAGUUCCAUCUGCUACCAUGGGGAACAUUUUUGGCAACCUCCUAAAGAGUCUUAUAGGAAAAAAAGAGAUGCGGAUUUUGAUGGUUGGUCUGGAUGCAGCUGGGAAGACCACAAUCCUGUAUAAACUGAAGCUGGGAGAGAUAGUAACAACAAUUCCCACCAUCGGUUUUAAUGUGGAGACAGUAGAGUACAAGAACAUUAGUUUCACCGUGUGGGAUGUGGGUGGUCAGGAUAAGAUCAGGCCUUUAUGGCGACACUACUUUCAGAACACACAGGGUCUUAUAUUUGUGGUGGACAGCAAUGAUCGUGAGAGAGUGAAUGAGGCCAGAGAAGAGCUGAUGAGGAUGCUAGCUGAAGAUGAACUAAGAGAUGCAGUGCUACUUGUCUUCGCCAACAAACAGGACCUACCAAAUGCAAUGAACGCAGCAGAGAUCACAGAUAAGCUCGGCCUUCAUUCUCUCCGUCAUCGCAACUGGUACAUCCAGGCAACCUGUGCCACCAGUGGUGACGGCUUGUAUGAGGGGCUAGACUGGUUGGCCAACCAGCUCAAGAACAAGAAGUGAAGUGGACCGGAGGAAGAAGAAUCUUGAGCUGCAGCUCAUCAAGGAGCACCAGAGGGUUGGAGUUUCUUUUAUUCUGUUUACAAGAUGAGAGUGGAGAGAUCAGGCCAAGGCAGAGUUUUACUAUGCAGCCUGGGCUCCACUGUUCAGUGCUUUCUCACUUUGUAAAAAUGUCACUUUUAACCCCUCUCCCAUUUAGAUGAAUCUUCUACAGCAGUAAUCACUAAAAGAUCCCAUAACUUUAAUGUUUUAUCUAGUGAUGAGAAAGUUGCUUAGCUCUUGUGUAAAUUGGAGUGAUUCAGUUAUCAUAUUCUGGGCUUCCUAUUUAUUCACCCUGUAAAUGUGUAAAACACUAUUACAGGAUGCUAAAAAUUCUCUGGCUUUUAUUAUUACUGUGGCAUAUAGACAUUAGUGUUAAAUGCAGGUCAUUUAAACUAUCAUACCACUGCCCAAGUGGUUCAAAAACUUGUUCCUAAUGGCUUAGACCUUAUUUUCAUAAGGUUUUAAGUGUGGGAAAUAAAUUGUCAGAUGCUGUUGAUCGAUUCCAGAAAUAAGACUCUGAUUAUUGGAGAAUUUCAGAGGUGUGCUGUGACAUGAGGGAUGCUAGACUCAAAUGUGUUCCAAUGUGUUUCAAUUUUAUAUGUUUUUGCUAGAGUAAAGCUGUGGAGAUUUUACAGUAACACACUGUGUUUUAUUAGCAUUUAAGUCAGUGGUGAAAGUUGUAGAGAGUGGCAAUAGUCCCUAGGCUGCUUGUACAUAUAGACCAGGUCUUUGAGCAGGCCUCAGUCCUCUGUGAGCAAACAGAUGAUAUGGUCACUGCUUCUUUGUCUUUGCACGUACACAUUGCCUUGACUGAAUGGUAGUUUGUGCACUGUUGUGGUAGUUGCACAGACUAUGUUGUAGUAUACUACUUGAGGUGCACUUUUGUGAUGUAGUGCACAAAAUGAAGAACAUACCGUGACACUUUACUGUAGGGCAUUGUUCAUAGUGCUACAUCACACCUACAUAAGCCCUGCAUGACAACCGAAAUGCUAUAUUAACAUGUAUGAACACUCCGUCCAAUAUGUGUCAUUUUUCAGACAGGUUGCAUUUGCCAAUUUGGAUGUCAAGUAGACCUAACAUCUGUGUAAGGUUAUGUAAUAUCAUGACACUUUCUGUGGUGAAAUGACAGGCUUUGUAGCUCUGUGUAUGUCACAGUGUCAUAAUAAUAAUAAUUUGAUGUAGCUUGCCAAGCCAGGCUGGUUGAACAAAAGUCAGCAUCUUCUGUGAUGUAAAGUGAGUUUCAUGUUAUUAUUCAGUCAAUUGUUAGAACACGCUAUUAUUUCACCCCAAAAAUUGUCACGUUGGGAAAAAAAAAGUCAUAUGACAUGUAAUGUCACCAUAGUGUCAAAGCAGUGUCUAUGACAAAUGAAGGCUAAAUGGAGUAAGCCAUUAUAAAUCUUUGUAUAGUUACAUGUCAGUUGUCAUGACAAGCUUAUGCAGUUGUUAUGUAUCCUUAUGAACACAGCCGUACACUAAAGUGUUACCAAACAUGCCUGGUGUGGUCCUUACAAUUCUAUAACAAGACAGCUGUAUUUGUACACCUCAGUGAAAGGAUUUUGCUGCUCUUGCAUGAUGCCUGUCUGUCAUGGUAGUGUGAUCUGCUGUCUUGCUGUAUUUGUUGCAUGUGUGUAUUAGAUGCUGUGCAUAGGCCUUAAUAGCAGGACAGGAGUAGCUCUCUGUAGCUCUGUGUGGUAGGUGUUUCAGACAUUUAAAGUUCCUAGAGUAUCCGUACAGUAUUGGAGAUUGAUACUAAGGCACUCUAUUCAUUAGGGCUGCACUAUUUGGACAAAGUACUACAUACUUAAAAAAGAUGGUUCUUCAAAGUUUCUUUAGCAAAGAAUUUUUUUCUAUAUAGAAUCAUUAACACUUAAACAGUGUUUUUCAGAUUGAUGGAGAAUGUGCUGUAGGUAGUUGGCAAGAUUAACAUCAUAACAAUAGAAGAGCCCUUUUUGGUGCUAUAUAGAACCUCUUUUAAAAAGAGUGUUCAUAUUCCUAUAUGUAACCAUUUUCUUUACUAAGGAACCCUUGAAAACCAUCUUUUUUGGUUAGAAAAUUUGUAGAAUUGAGAUUUUACAUGUUACCACAUAGUGUUACAAUUACGUUAUGUUUUGACACACUUAUCUGCAGCUGUAAUUGGUCAAGAAGCAUCCGACACAAUAAAAGAAAAAGGUUGCAGUUAGUUAGAGGGUAGGUCUGCAUAAUGCAGCAACAUGUGGUAUCAGUAUUGCAAGGGUGAAUAUCAUGAUAACAACUAACAACAAUUUAUCAGUGCACCAAUAUGGGAACUGUGGGCCAAUUCAAAUAUUCAGUAUUUUUCCACAUACAGUUAGUGCCAGUGCCAGUAAGUAAAUAUUGUGUGGGCCCCUAUCAUGGAAAAUAAAAUUUCCCUCGCUUUUUAAAAUAUAUUUCAAAACGUACCAUUCACCUCUUGUGAGUACCCUUGUCAGUACCCUUGUACUGUCCAUGUAUGGAAACCUUAAACCAAGAACUGUUUGGAAUUUAUUGUUUCUGAAAUAUCACAAGAAUCAACCCGUCCACCUAUACCGCAUUCUAUACAACAGUUUAGUCCUGCCCACUCAUAUUAAACAUAUUAAAGGAAGUGUAUCAUCCCUGAGUACUUUUUCAAAGGGGCACAAUA